Messenger RNA from Acanthisitta chloris (rifleman), 867 nucleotides. RefSeq names its product synaptonemal complex protein 3 (gene SYCP3). Gene Ontology annotation, biological process: meiotic cell cycle; spermatid development. The transcript has 8 exons. The record is from RefSeq and is a predicted model, not a curated record. Bases 1 to 720 code for a protein of 239 amino acids. Gene Ontology annotation, cellular component: synaptonemal complex. NCBI's taxonomy places the organism in Eukaryota, Metazoa, Chordata, Aves, Passeriformes, Acanthisittidae.
AUGAUGGCACCAUCGGGAAGAAAGCAUGGAGGAAAAGCUGGUAAACCAGCACAGGAACCUCCAGCCAUACCUGCCUAUGACUUCGAGGAGGAAAGGAAAGAGCUGAGUGGAUCAGAGGAAGAUAUUAGAGAAGGUGACACACCAGUAGCGGACAAGCAUGGAAAGAAACGACCCUUGGUGACGACUCAUGUGGUGCCAGAUGAUGUGGGGGGUGAAGUGCAGAAUAUGCUGGAAAGAUUUGGAGCUGACAUUAACAAGGCUCUCUUAGCCAAGAGGAAACGAUUAGAAAUGUAUACAAAAGCCUCACUCAAAACCAGUAACCAGAAGAUUGAACAUGUUUGGAAAACACAGCAGGAACAAAGGCAGAAGCUCAACCAUGAGUUCUCCCAGCAGUUCCUCACCUUAUUUCAGCAGUGGGAUGCAGAUGUGCAGAAAGCAGAGGAGCAGGAAGAAAAGCUGGCCAAUAUGUUUCGUCAGCAACAAAAAGUUUUUCAACAGGCGAGAGUAGUUCAGAGCCAGAGACUGAAAACCAUUAAGCAACUCUACGAGCAGUUCUUAAAGACCAUGGAAGAGCUGGAGAAGAGUAAUGAAAGUCUUCUAGUUGGUGCCCAGAACGAGCUUCGCAAAGAAAUGGCUAUGUUGCAGAAGAAGAUCAUGAUGGACACUCAACAGCAGGAGAUGGCGACUGUUCGCAAGUCUCUGCAGUCCAUGCUAUUCUGAUGGCUCAGUGGAGAGACAACUUGUACCUGAGUAACAUGAUACAAGUACAGGCAUUAGCCACAGAGAAGUAUGUUAAGAUUUAAAUCUUUCAAGGUUCCUAUUAAACACUUUCAUGGAUUGUUCUAAUCUUGUGUCUGAUGAUGUUGU